Molecule: messenger RNA, 414 nt
Organism: Penicillium waksmanii
Lineage: Eukaryota; Fungi; Ascomycota; Eurotiomycetes; Eurotiales; Aspergillaceae
Exons: 4
Coding region: 1-414 (137 amino acids)
Source: RefSeq, a predicted model, not a curated record
AUGAAAUCGACAGGCGAUGCCCAAUCUAAUAUGACAUCUCAAUCCAUAGGGGUUGGUCAAACCCACAGCCCAGCUGCAGUGGAAGAAUUUCCCAUUGUCACCCGUCUCACCCAAGGACUCGCUGAAUGUGACUGGGACCAACUGCAAGAAAAAUACACGGAUGCCAUGGAUGAGCACAGCCGGGUAGAGGAGGAGCUUCGCGUCGAGACCGCAAGAUUGCUAGAGGCUUUCACAGCUUGGUCCCAAACGACUGUCUUACAAGAUGAGAGACGGGCUUUAAAACGAUUCAAGACACAGAUGCAGCACGUACAAAACUCCGAAGUGAGCGUGGAGAAUAAGAAAAAGCACUACAAUGAUGUUGUCAAGGCGUUCCAGAGCGCCCUAGCCCUGCUCAACGAGCAGAUGAAGGCUUAA